GGGCUGGAGCUGAACGUGGCAAAUGGCUGCGAAGGUGUUUGAAGGCCUCGGGAAGCUUGGCCUGGGCUUGGCUGUGGCAGGUGGAGUUGUCAACUCUGCUCUCUACAAUGUUGAUGCAGGACACAGAGCUGUGAUCUUUGACCGGUUCCGUGGGGUGCAGGACGUGGUGGUGGGGGAAGGCACCCACUUCCUCAUCCCCUGGGUGCAGAAACCCAUCAUCUUCGACUGCCGCUCCCGGCCCCGCAACGUCCCCGUCAUCACCGGCAGCAAGGACCUCCAGAACGUGAACAUCACAUUGAGGAUCCUGUUCAGACCAGUCACUGCUCAGUUGCCAAGGAUCUUCACCAGUAUUGGAGAGGACUAUGAUGAGCGUGUGCUGCCCUCAAUCACUACUGAGAUCCUCAAGUCUGUUGUGGCUCGUUUUGAUGCUGGAGAACUGAUCACCCAGAGGGAACUAGUCUCAAGGCAAGUGAGUGAAGACCUCACAGAGAGAGCAGCAACAUUUGGGCUCAUCCUGGAUGAUGUGUCCUUGACCCACCUGACCUUUGGCAAGGAGUUCACAGAGGCAGUAGAGAUGAAGCAAGUGGCCCAGCAAGAAGCAGAGAGAGCCAGAUUCAUCGUGGAAAAGGCUGAGCAGCAGAAGAAGGCAGCAGUGAUCUCUGCUGAGGGGGACUCGAAGGCAGCAGAGCUGAUAGCCAACUCCCUGGCCACGGCAGGGGAUGGGCUGAUCGAGCUGCGCAAGCUGGAGGCGGCCGAGGACAUCGCGUACCAACUGUCGCGCUCCCGCAACAUCACCUACCUGCCCGCGGGACAGUCUGUGCUCCUGCAGCUGCCACAGUGA
Acanthisitta chloris (rifleman) is the source of this 841-nucleotide messenger RNA. It is a transcript of the gene PHB1, whose product is annotated as prohibitin. The transcript has 6 exons. The record is from RefSeq and is a predicted model, not a curated record. Lineage: Eukaryota; Metazoa; Chordata; Aves; Passeriformes; Acanthisittidae. Bases 23 to 841 code for a protein of 272 amino acids. Gene Ontology annotation, cellular component: mitochondrion; membrane. Gene Ontology annotation, biological process: mitochondrion organization.